GCUUUUCUUGCUUGAGGUGUCAGAAGGCAGUCAGAUCUUUGAGACAUGUUUCUGGCCAAGUGCUAAUUCUGCAGUACUUUUCAUGUUUUAGACACUGCUAUGUUAAUCAGUUUGCAGUUGAAUGUCUCUCGUGUUCUGUAGAACCUCUAUGACUGAAUGUGCUUGAGUCAUCUGAAGAGAUUCUGAACUCUGGAACUCUUAUAGAACGUCGGACAAGUGUUCGGAGUGUCAUUGUGGCGAGUGAUGUUCUCGCUCCUCCAUCAGUGAGAGGUGUUAACCUCGGAAGGUAUUAUGGAGUUAGAGGAUAAAGCCUUAUGAAAGAUGUUGAGUCAGGUGGAUCCGUCUGUGUGUGUUCCAGGGCUUAUCGUUCACUUUGCCAUCAGACUCGAAACGUCGUGCUGGAUCCAUCGCUCGCUGUCCAUUCCUCUGCAUCUGGACCUCCGGCGUCUCCGCUGAGGACCGUGGCCUCUCUCGUCUCGUCCAGUCUCACGGCGCUGAGCUCCAAUGCUCUCGCUGUGACCCUUGAGCUGCCAGUCUCGUCUCGUUCUCACUCCGACAGUCCACGUUCAGCUCCUUGACCUCGCCAUGGACAUCGGCGGCCUGACUACGGUGGUGGCCAACUCGGCGUACAUCUCGGCCCGUGGCAGUUUCGAUGGCACGGCCAACCCGGCGGCCAACCGAGACAAGAAGUACCACGCCAAACUCAAGCUGCCCCACAUCACGGUGUGCGAAGGCCUGCGAGAAACUCUGGACCUGCAGUUCAAGAGCAUCUGCGUGGAGCAGCCCAUCGGCAAACGGCUGUUUCAAGAGUUCCUGGAAACCGCCAACGAGUACAAGGGCCCGUGUCGCCUCUGGAAGGACAUCGAGGCGUACGACACCGCCGAGGAUAAAGACCGAGUUCAGAAAGCCGCCAAAAUCCUCCAGCGGUACAUGGAUCCUUCGGCCAAGCACUUCUGCCCGUUUUUACCCGAGAACGACAUCACCAAGGUGAAGGAGCGGCACGAGGAGGCGGCGGACGACCUGUUCGUGCAGAUCCAGGCCAGUGUGUUCGACUUCCUCAAAGAGGUUCCCUUCACCUUCUAUCUAGAGACCAUGUACUUUAAGCGCUUCCUGCAGUGGAAGUGGCUGGAGAUGCAGCCCGUAGCCGAGGACUGGUUCCUGGACUUCCGUGUUCUGGGGAAGGGGGGAUUCGGAGAGGUGUCCGCCUGUCAGAUGAGGGCCACGGGGAAGCUCUACGCCUGCAAGAAGCUCAACAAGAAGAGGCUGAAGAAGAGGAAAGGCUAUGAGGGCGCCAUGGUGGAGAAACGGAUCCUGGCUCGAGUUCACAGUAGAUUCAUCGUGUCUCUGGCUUACGCCUUCCAGACCAAAACAGAGCUGUGUCUGGUCAUGACCAUCAUGAACGGAGGAGACCUGAGGUACCACAUCUAUAACGUGGAUGAGAAUAACCCAGGGUUUUCUGAAGCUAGAGCGUGUUAUUACGCUGCUCAGAUCAUUCAAGGCCUGGAGCAUCUUCACCAGAAGAGAAUCAUCUACAGAGACCUGAAACCAGAGAACGUUCUGCUAGAUAAUGAAGGUCACGUCCGUAUCUCUGAUCUCGGCUUGGCUGUGGAGCUCGCAGACGACCAGCUCAAAACCAAAGGCUACGCUGGAACUCCAGGGUUCAUGGCUCCAGAGCUGCUGAAGGGUGAAGAAUAUGAUUACUCAGUAGAUUACUUCACUCUCGGGGUCACGCUGUACGAGUUCAUCGCCGCCAAAGGACCCUUCCGGACUCGAGGAGAGAAGGUGGAGAAUAAAGAGGUGAAGAAGCGGAUCCUGAACGACCCGGUGACAUACCCAGAAACCUUCAGUGAGAACGCCAAGUCCGUCUGUGAGGGUCUGCUGGCUAAAGAGGUGGACAAGAGACUGGGCUUCAAGAACGGCACGUGUGACGAGCUGCGCACGCAUCCAUUCUUCAGCGAAAUCAACUGGAGGAAACUCGACGCAGGGAUUCUGCCGCCUCCUUUCGUACCGGAUUCCAAGACGGUCUACGCCAAGAAUCUAGAUGACGUGGGCGCUUUCUCCACGGUGAAGGGAGUCUGCCUGGAGGACGAUGACAAGAAUUUUUUCGAUGAGUUUGCGUCGGGAAACAUCUCCAUCCCCUGGCAGGAGGAGAUGAUCGAGACGGGCAUCUACGGCGAGCUGAACGUGUGGGGCCCGAACGGCACGGUGCCCAACGACCUGCGCCGAGAGUCCAUCCUGGAGCAGCCGCCCAAAUCCUCCACCUGCAGCGUCUCAUAAUCACAGCAGCUCUGAACUGUCAAAUACAACAUAGAUGUACUCACAGCUUCAGCUGCUUUAAACACGUUGACAUUUAUUCUGAGAGCUCAGGGUGAAGGUUGAGUGUUAGUGAUUAUUGAUCUUUUUGAGUUUAUUGACCCGUAAACUGAGUUCAAGUGUUCACGCGCCGUUCUGUUUAAGCACACUUAGUGUUUAGGCUUUUAAACAGAACUGAAUGAGACAGAAUAUCUAAGAAUGAAGUAUAAUAACAACCGUAAGUAAAAUUAACCCAAUCAUUUUAUGUUCCGGUUAGUUUUACUGAAAAUGCUUGUUAAUGUUAUUGCAUUGGAUUAAAACUUACUGACUUUACUCACACAAACAUUGUUUGUCAUUUAAAUCAUUUUCAACACAAAAGCUGUGCUGAUUGUCAAAAAACAAGUUGAUAAAAACAUUCCCAUUUUUGAUGAAAAUAUAGCAUAAUGAGAUUUACGGGCAAAAGCACAAAUUAGGUACAAGAUGAUCAGUGCAGCACAAGAUACUGACAUUGUUCUCUGAUUUGAAUGUCAAACUGGACAAAUGUCUCUGUGUAUAUUUGUGUUUUUAAUCAAUUACAUGUGUAAAGUUCAAAAACAGGCUCAGGAUUACAAAUGUUCUGAAUGUAGACUUUCAUUUCUACAAUGCACAAAAAAGUGUGCAUUUCUCAUUUGUACUGAAUUGAUUUUGAACUCUUUUCAUCCUGAACUCAAUGUUUUUGUCUUUGAUCAUAGUGUAUUAUUUUAAUUGCUUUAUUUAAUGCCUUGAUUGAUUGUGAUUACACACCAUUGUUUUAUGAGCCUGUCUGAGGUCGUUCACAGUACGAGCGAAUGUUGUCUGAGGUCGAGCGAUCGGUUAACGGGUUAGAGAAUAGUCAGAUGCUGUUGACUAGUCCUGCCAUCGUUGCCAUAAACACAAAGACGCUUCUAUGCAUGAAUUGCUUUCUAAGUGCCCUAGCAAAGAUACCAGCGGCUCUACUUUCUGAAAACCCAAUUUUUAUUCAUGUAAAAAGCUGUAAAUGUCUUUAGGUUGCAUUGAUUAUUGAGGUACAAAUCAUCCUUUUGAAUAAUGUGAUAGCUGUCAUCUUUAUGAUUUCAAAUAAAUGUUUUGCCAUAAAUACA
Molecule: messenger RNA, 3410 nt
Organism: Labeo rohita (rohu)
Lineage: Eukaryota; Metazoa; Chordata; Actinopteri; Cypriniformes; Cyprinidae
Gene: grk1a
Product: G protein-coupled receptor kinase 1 a
Exons: 7
Coding region: 586-2277 (563 amino acids)
Biological process (GO): protein phosphorylation; regulation of opsin-mediated signaling pathway; visual perception
Cellular component (GO): cytoplasm
Molecular function (GO): rhodopsin kinase activity; ATP binding
Source: RefSeq, a predicted model, not a curated record